Molecule: messenger RNA, 1944 nt
Organism: Chelonoidis abingdonii (Abingdon island giant tortoise)
Lineage: Eukaryota; Metazoa; Chordata; Testudines; Testudinidae
Gene: PIGL
Product: phosphatidylinositol glycan anchor biosynthesis class L
Cellular component (GO): endoplasmic reticulum
Molecular function (GO): N-acetylglucosaminylphosphatidylinositol deacetylase activity
Source: RefSeq, a predicted model, not a curated record
AGACAGUCCUUGCAUUAAACAGUUUACAACAUAAGGUCAUAAUCCUGCAACUGGAUCUGCAUGAGUAGAUCCCAGAUUUCAGUAGAAUUCAAGGGUCCAUCCACUUGGACCUAACCGCGAACCUCCAAACCAGGAGGGAAGAACUUGGUAUGUAAACUCUUUGGAGCAGGACUGUACUUCCCAUGAGGCUGGUAUGUCAUCUGGCACAUUCUUGGGACUACAGCGAUACAAGUUAUUAUAAGCAUUGUUAAUUUAUUGUGGACUAAGCAAAAUACACUCAUUGGUAGACGUGAUUUUAAAGGGUGGGGUGACAACCACAUGCAUGUGGGUCCCAUUAUGACUUUGGUGUGGCCUUUUCUGAUGUCCCUGUAGGAGCCUGUGGAGUGAGGGGGAUAUUGGGGAGGCUGGAACUCUCUUCUCUGUGCAUGAAUCCUUUCUGGAUGGAGUUCCCGCAAGGGGCUCAUUUUCCCCUCCCCAAAGGGGGAUAUGUGGUGGGCCAGUUCUGGAAGGGCAGUGAAGGAGGAAAGCGAGCCCUGCGUAUUAUCCCUGUCACUCCCUCCUGGGUUCACUCAAAGAAGAGAGCCUUGCUCAGGGAAACGCCCUUCGAAGCGCGGAACCUUUCUGCCGCUUGUCCUUGUUCCCGCCCGGAACGACCGGUCCCUUCUGGUUUCGGUCGCUAUGGGGCUGGCGCCGCUGGGUUCGUUCCUGGUGGUGCUGCUUACGCUGCUGUGGCUAGGCUCGCGCUGGCUGCGACGACGCGGCGCGGGCUGGGGACACCGAACCCUGUGUACGGCGGGACCAGCGCGGGCCGAUGACGUACGAGCCCUGGUCGUGACGGCGCAUCCUGAUGACGAAGCAAUGUUCUUUGCUCCCACAAUCCUCAGCCUGGGCAGGUUUCGGGCCCAACUCUGGCUGCUGUGCUGCUCUUCAGGAAAUUUCUACAAUCAAGGGGAGAUUCGUAAGAAAGAGCUUGUACAGAGUUGUUCUGUUUUGGGGAUCCCUUCUUCCAAUGUAACAGUUAUUGACCACAGGUACCUGCAGUCAGAGGGGAAGUUACCUGAAGGGUGCCAGGUCCUUACGCUCAAGUCAGUAAACCUCCUCCGGAAGUAUAUCUCCAUCCUGGAUGUGCCCAUUAGCUGCCUCCAGUCGCAGGAUGUUCUCUUUAUACUAACCAAGGAGGAGUCUGAGCAAGCCAAGAGAGCCAUGCGGUGCCAUCACAGCCAGCUUCUCUGGUUCCGCCACACCUAUAUCCUGUUCUCACGCUUCAUGGUGAUCAAUUCACUUUGCUGUCUGUAAAGAAAAGGAGAAUCAUACACACUUCCAGGGGUAUUGAGAGACCAGAGAAGGGAGACAAAGAAAAGAGAGACUCUGCCUGACCAAGCACUAUUGAAAGCUCUUGCUUCUUUAAUGUCUCAAGAAGAGGACAGAAUUCCACCUUCUGGGUGCCCUGCAGCCUUUCAGAUUGAAACAUACAGUAUUUACAUCCUUCUAGGUGUCCUUUGCCUGACAGCCUGGGUUCAAACAAUUACUGAACUCCCAUUGUAAUAGCAUAACUGAUCUUAGAACCACCAGCAAAUCAGAUUGAUCUGAGUCUAAUUAGUAGUGAAGUAGAAUUUUGGAGGUGUUUAGGAUACAGCAUUUACUGUAUGUGCUUUUGCAGUGGGUUUCCCCAGGGAGACCAGGCCCAGAUCACCACCUGGUGAUUCCUGCUUUUUAUCCAUUUCCCUCUGCUGUAAAGAUCAGGCACUAGGAGUUACUUGUCUAAGGAUACACAUUGUCCCUUGGGGUUUGAACCAGGAUCCUCACAGCCCUCAGGCUGUAACACUGAACCACACAGGCCUGCCUAUCAGUCAGCCAGUUCCUGCUAAUGGAGGGCUGGUUUCUUGACUUUAAAAUGCCAAAAGUUUAGGGAUAAAAUAUUAAAAAUUAUACAGAUUAAUAUAA